CUGUAUUAGACGGCGCAACGGCGCGUUUGUGCAUGCACGUGCUUGCACAAACGUGAUGAUGUUUGUAUGGGUGUUCUGUGAUGAUGUGACGCUGUGACCGCUACCCCACCGCUGCAAAGAUGACAGACCCUACCUCUGCCAGCGACGUGCAGAACGUCUACCUGACGUCGAAAGACAUUAAAUACGACCCGCCAUUACCGGCGCAAGCUGUGAAUUACGUCCGCGAUUUCAUCAAGAAACAUGCCGGCCCAUAUCCCGGCGAGCCGGCGGAUCUUGCGCGUUACACGGCGGUGCUCGAGCCGGACGUAGCACGCAAGAAGCGCGGCAGCGACCAAAAGAGGAGGAGGGGCAAGUUGCUCACUUGCCGAGAGAAACGCAAGUUGGGCAUCUUCAACGUGCACAAGGACAAACUGUCGUACGCGUCGUUCGUGCCCAUCCAUCUGAUGUGGAGGGAUUAUUUCCGGGGUCUCGUACGCGACCAAGUGACCGAACACUCGCGGCUGCUCAAGGCCGAGUACACGGGCUGCUUCCUAACGGUCGCCGAGUCCCGCUGCCCGUCGUACGUGGGCGCCAGGGGCAUCGUCGUCCAGGAAACCAAGAACGUGUUUCGUCUGAUCACCGAGCAAAACGUGGUGCGUACGGUUCCCAAGGCGCACACUGCGUUUGCCUUCGAGCUCGACGGGAGGAUCUACAAGAUCUACGGCAGCCACUUCCGUGUUCAUAGCUUCGAAAGAAUGAAGGCGAAGUUCAAGACGCGCGGUGUUGUCGGCCUGUGAUUACAGCAGAAAUUAGAUAAAGGCAUAUAGUUUUCUACUAAAAUCACUAGAGGGAAAUGUGGCGCUCCAAUCGGUCGGCAGCUACCGUAGGAAUGAUGGUUAGUACUAUAAUACAUGGAUAUGCUCCGAUCCUAAUGCUUGCCGCUUCAUACGUCCUUGUGGUUUUAUCUUAUUACGCCUUGUUCGAGCUUGCUGGUCGAAAUUUUGAAUCAAUACUGUUUAUCUGAACGUAUAAGACAAGUUGUACUUAUAGCAAUAUUUUGCGAAAACUGAUCACUUUGCAAUCGUGCAACACCAUCUGAAGCCAGCAGGACAAAGUGUAAGCAAAUCCAUGUACUAAACAUCAUUCCCUUGCUGGUUGAACCGCCAUGUCUGACCAGAGUACCCUCUAACAAUUUUCGUACGAAGCUAUGCACGAUGGGUCUCUGGGCAUCGCAGGUAUUUGCACGUAUGACCAUGGUAGUGUUACCACAGGACAGAACAUUUGAGCAGUCACCAAAUGGCGACGGAACAUUCUUUAUUUUAUUGUAAAGAGCACACCCUUCGAUCUCGACGAGUGGAUCUACAAGAUCUGCAGCAGCCACUUGCAAGUACACAGCUUUGAAAGAACAGCCAAGUUCAAGGUGUUGUGUUGCAGGCCUGCGAUGGGUCCCUGGGCGUCGCAGUUGUUCACACAUUUGAUUGUGGUUCUGUUACCGCAUGAUUAGACAGCACGUUUGAGCAGUCACCAUAUGGCGACAGAAUGUUCUUUAUUGUAUUGCAAGAAGCAUAGACAAUGGACAGUUAAAGCCACUUGAAACCAAA
Dermacentor silvarum is the source of this 1580-nucleotide messenger RNA. RefSeq names its product ribonuclease P protein subunit p29. Gene Ontology annotation, molecular function: ribonuclease P RNA binding. Gene Ontology annotation, cellular component: ribonuclease MRP complex; ribonuclease P complex. The record is from RefSeq and is a predicted model, not a curated record. Gene Ontology annotation, biological process: rRNA processing; tRNA 5'-leader removal. The transcript has a single exon. The coding region runs from base 120 to 776 and encodes 218 amino acids. NCBI's taxonomy places the organism in Eukaryota, Metazoa, Arthropoda, Arachnida, Ixodida, Ixodidae.